This is a messenger RNA of Rotaria sp. Silwood1, 804 nucleotides long. The record is from the annotation of a GenBank genome assembly. Lineage: Eukaryota; Metazoa; Rotifera; Eurotatoria; Philodinida; Philodinidae.
AUGCGAACUUUUUUUGUCGUAGUUGCUUUAACAAUUUUGGCUGGAUAUGGAUACGCUCAAGAUUUACCUACACCAGGUAUCUGUGGUGUUUCACUAAUUGAACCAAAACCUGCAACACGUAUUGUUAAUGGUCAAUCAGCAAUUCCACAUUCUCGACCUUAUCAACUUUUAUUAGUUGGUUACUUUCCAAAUGGAACAGCAAAAGCUUAUUGUGGUGCCAGUCUUAUUAAACCAACACAUGUACUUACAGCUGCUCAUUGUGUUGCUGGUUAUGACGCAAAAGAUCUUCGUAUCUUUCCUGGUCUUCAUAAUUUCACUUCGUUUGUUUUUAAUCGAGACAAUGGUAUUCCAGCUCAAAGACAUAUUGCACAUGAAUCUUAUAAUGCUAAUAGUCUAUCAAAUGAUGUUGCUAUCAUUCGUUUACAAACAGCAGUUGUAGUUGAUAAUCAUAAGAUUGGCCUUGUCUGUCUACCUGAUAGUACAUCUCAAACAUGUGGAGUCAAUCAUCCUGUUGUUGCUAGUGGUUGGGGUUCAACAACCGGUAAUCCAAAUCGAACAAGUGCUAGUCGACCAGUCGAAUUGCAACAAGUUGCUCUCAAAUGUGUUGAUGCUAAAAGCUUUGGUGAUAGUGGUGGUCCACUUGUACGAGAAAAAUAUCUUAAUGAUGGAAGAAGAUAUGUUGAACAAGUAGGUAUUAUGUCUGGCACAAUUGAUUGUUCAUUCUCAAAACCACAUCCAGAUGUUUAUGCUGAUGUUCAUUAUCUUAUGCCAUGGAUUCGUAACAAGGUCCAAGCAUUACCAUAA